UGUAUGUUGCUGCCACCGGAACUUUUGUAGUCUAAGAGCUGCUAGAUUUCAUACCUUAUCAUCUUCAAUAUUCGUAUCAGCAAUAGUAAAAAUGGGUGACUCGGGAGCCCCUCAGUACGCAGAUCCAGCCGAAGAAGCAAGAGCCAAGGGUGAAAUCUUUGUACAAUACCACCCCAUCGAGGCAGGCCGCUUGAUAACGCAGCAUGAAAUCUUCAAAGAUGCAAUGAAGAGGAUCGUUUUUGCUCCGGUAGACCUGCAGAAGGAUGACCUUCAAGUCAUGGACAGCGGAACAGCAGAUGGCCACUGGCUCGUUGAUCUCCGCCAAAAUACGAGCGGGACAAACAGCUCUUUCGUCGGCGCGGACUCGUUCACGAAGAUGUUCCCCAGACCAACCCCCGAUGGGAUCGAGCUUCACCUCCAGCGGGCUGACAGCCCAUGGCCAAGAUCCUGGUUGCGCAGGUUUGACUACGUGCAUCAAAGGCUAGUCCUUCCCGGCAUUCAAUUCAUGCCACUAUCAGAUGUCGUCAAGAAUUUGUGUGAGCUUGUCAAGCCCGGAGGUUGGAUCGAACUCUUGGAGCAAAACCACAAUUCGCCCAGGGCGGGAGGUUUGGCUAAAGCUGAAGCCAUGAUUUGCGAGAUGUUCACCAUUCAAGGAACUGGUCACGAUUACGGUCUUCGCAUGAAGGGAUGGCUUCAGGAUGCUGGUAUGGAGGAUAUACACGAGCAAGUCUUCGAUGUGCCCGUGGGUCCAUUGAACCCUAACCCAGAGAUGGCGGAGAAGAGCGUGGAGCAGGUUACCAAUGCUAUCAAGGGCUUCAUACCCAUUGCACGCGGACUACCGGUGACGAUGCCUCGUGCCGAACUUGACACUCUAGCUGAGGACACGGAGAGGGAAAUGAGGCGCGUUGGCGCAGUUCAGAGUAUCUACAUUGUGUAUGCCAGGAAGCCUCUUCACGCUUAA
Messenger RNA from Periconia digitata, 961 nucleotides. The record is from the annotation of a GenBank genome assembly. Lineage: Eukaryota; Fungi; Ascomycota; Dothideomycetes; Pleosporales; Periconiaceae.